Molecule: messenger RNA, 210 nt
Organism: Adineta ricciae
Lineage: Eukaryota; Metazoa; Rotifera; Eurotatoria; Adinetida; Adinetidae
Source: the annotation of a GenBank genome assembly
AUGAAAGACAAUGAAAAAAUUCAAAGGACCUAUGGCGGCGGCACGGAGAGUGCCAUAUUGCCACAUAAAGGAAACGCAUCAAAUGCUGGUGGAAAUCAAAAUGCUGGUAGAAACCAAAAUCCACCAGUGGAUCCAAAUGCCACUGCUUCAAUGACAGAAUAUGGCUAUGUAUAUCCUACGGCCAACGUACCAGUACGUCGUCCGUAUUAA